UUGGUGUGAUUGCAACUGAAUAAGAGGAUUUAUCACCACUCCCAGACGGGGCAUAGUAAAUGUUAGGACUUUGAGUCUCUUAUAUAUGGAAUAAAGUACGAAUGACUUCAUUUAUAUAAAAGAGAGUUGGAUCCUGCUAGGUGGAAGCAUGAAGUUGUUAACUGUUGUUGCAUGGAAGUUAAAAUACAUGGAGAGGAGUGAUUAGGAGUGCUGAGAAACCAAAGAAGGUGACUCUGAUGCUGGGAGGACUCUGAAAAUUACAUUUUCCAGUUACCCUUGCCAGCAGGCUUCCUUUUAGGUUCCAUCUGCAGGAUGCAUAGAGAGAAGAGCAGAAGGAACUUCCUUCCUGUUUUUCCUGUCUUUGACGGCAUUGCUAGAUCCAGCCUCCCAUGAGUUGUGGCAUUUCCAGCACAGCGCUGUGGCACACUCUUGGAGGAAUCAGCAGCUCUGGGGCAGUGGCUAUUUUCCUAGAAGUAUAGAACCAGCUCUGCAGAGCCCGUCUUCUAAGCUCCUAGAUUCUGGCACCCAACAUCUAUGGAAAACACCUCUUAGAUUGAGAUAUCCAGUGUGGCUCCUAUUUUCCCAGCUAGACUCUAACUGAUACGAAGUCAUGGAGGGUUUUGAGAUCUCAAAAGAUUUGUCUUCCAUUCUGAUAGCAUCACCCUGGCUGUUGUGUUGGAAUUGACUGAAGGACCGACCAGCUAGGAGGCUAUUUCAAUCAAAAUAGAUGGGGGUAAAGAAGUGGUUACAUUCUGUAUAUAUUUUGAAGGUAUUAAUGAUGGGAUUUGUAGACAUUCAGGUGUGAGUUUCAAGGAAAGAGUAAAAAGUAUGAACUAUUAUCUAGGAGAGUAGGAGACUGAUUAGAAGACUCUAGUGUUCAUGCUGGGAAACAAUUAAGAUCAGUGAUUAUGAAUUUAAAAGUUAGACCAACUAGCAGCUGAGUGUGCAUAGCUCUACAGUGGUUUUGUUAAGGUAAUGCUAGCUGCUGUGACAGAUAAAUCCUGAAAUCUUAGUAACCUAAUACAACAGAAAUUUCUAUUCUAGUAACAUAAAGCCUAAUAGGUAAUGGGACAUAGUGAGGAUGAACUCCUUGAUUAUACAACUGAGUCUUUCAGUGGUCUUGGCCAACAGAAACUCAACAUGUGUUUUUCAAGUUUGUCCUGAGAAUUGAUACCUAGCUGGAAAAUUGAGGAUGGGAGAAAAUGCAAGAUUUCCAUAAAUUUUAUUUAUGCCAGUCCUAGAAGUAGCAUGCAUCAUUUCUACUCACAUUGUCUUGGCUAAAAUUCAAUGUCGUGGCUGCACCUUAGGUGAACAGAAGCCAGGAAACAUCAUUUAGCCUUGUACCAAAAAGGAAAGGAAAAUAGGUUUGGUGAACUGUUUUAGCCAAUCUCUGUGAAAAGGAGAGAUAAUCUGUGUUGAUGCAAGCAGAGACUAGGCAAAUAAUUUAAAAAGUUGUUGCUUUGCCAAAAGUACCACAAAAGUGAGAGAAAGGCAAAGGGGUUCAGAGCAGGUUCAAAGAAUAAUUAGAAGGACUGGCCAUGAAUUUAAGCUGGGUAAGGAGAAAGGAGAGGACACAAGGAGAGAAAAGAGUUAUUAGGAUUGAUGUGCUGGGGCGCCAGAUUGGUGAAAUAAUUGUUAGAGUUCCAUUCUAGUAAGCAUUGGCAGGCAAAGGAGGAGGUGUUAAUUGGAGAAUGCGAUGCUUGAAAUUGAAAAUUUGGAGGAACUUCAGGGCUGCCAUUGACAAAGAUGACAGCAUGACCCUGAAUGCUAGCAUCUGGGAUAGGGUACAAGAAAGAUCACUGGGAGACAGACUGCCAAGGAAUUUAGAGUCCAAGAUAUCGACAGAUAAUCUACACAGAUAUCACAUGUCGAAAAGAGUGAUAGUGUUUCAGGUGCUGAAAUCUUUGAGGAAUGAGGAAAUGUGAAAAUAAGAACAGUGAAUGACUUAGAAAGCUGUUAGUGGGUAAAACAGCAAGACUUGGUGAUUGGUUAUUGGCAGUGAAGAUGAAGGAAGUGACAAGAGUCAAUCCCAGUUUUCUCACUUACGUGAAUGGGUGGACAGUCUAGCCAUUUGUAGGAGAGGAGCACUCUAGGGUGUCCAUCUUUAGGAGAGGAAUGAUGAGUUUAUUUUUGGAUAUAUGGAUUUUAAAAUUUCUCUCUCUCAAAUAUCCAAAUGGAGAUUUUGAAAAGAUUCUUUGAAAUCUAAAGGUCUGGGACCCAGAGAAAAAAACAGCAGUGGGAUAUAUAUAUUUGAGGUUAUCGGAAAAUAAAUAGUAUAUAAAACCAAGUAUUGGUAAUAUUGUCUAGGGUGCUAAUAGGAAGCAGGGGUGGACCUUAAGACAUAUAGAAAGAAAGAAGUCACAAAGAGAACACUCUUAUCUGUCCAACCUACCAUAUUAAAUCUGGAAUAAGUGCACCUGCGUUGAUUAAUUUGGCCUGAUCCAAUGUUGUGUUUUAUGCUCCUUGGUUUAACACCUUACUAAUUUAUUCCGAUGUAGCUCCCCUAGGUUUAUGCCAGUAUAAUUUAGAAUAAUAUUGCUAGAUUAUUCACUUGUCUCUCUUGAAAUGGACUCAGAUUUCUCUAGCUAUAGGUCUAGACACAAUAAGGGUGACAGGAAUAGGCCUUAAAGAAAAUAAGCAGCCCAUUCAAAGGAUGCUUAAAGUAGGUUCACAAUUUUCACUUUUAUGCAUGUGUACCUAAAUAUUUCUAUCUCUUCAUAAUCAAUGCCCUAAUUUUCCACUUCGGAAACUUGGAAAGUCUGUGAAUACCUCUUACACGGUAAUUCUAUACUAACCCAGAUACUUAAGUGUUGAGUUUAAUUUUUAGCCAUAUCUACCCUGGUACAUACAAACAAAAAUAAAUUCAUAUGUACAAAAGCAAGAGAUUUUUUAGGAUCACGGAGAAGCUUUCAAUUUCAGUUGACAUUGUUAAACCCCUGAGCAUAUCAUUUUCCUUUUGUAUGGUCUCUAGUGCAGUCAUAAAUAGUCAUUCUACCAAAACGAACAGAGUGUGAAGUUUGGGAAACUAAGAAUAGAGUUAUUCAAGAAAGAGGGAGUGUCAAUAAAAUUAAAGUGACAUUAUUGAGAACGUAGUAGGUAUCAGGCUAUGUUCAAAGAACUUCACAAAUAUUUAUUGUAUUCUUAUGCCUGUCCUAGGAAAAGGUACUAUUAUUACAGAUAUUUCUCUUUUACAUGGAAGAAAACAGAGGAACAAAGAAAUUUUAAUUAAUUGCUUGAGAUCUCAGCUAGUACUUGGCAGAUCCAGCAAGCCAUCCCAGGCCAUCUGACUCGAGUCCAGUUUUAACUACUACUUUAUAUUAACUUCUAACCUAAAGGGAUCAGCACUACUCUGAGAAAACCAGGCCAAGGAAUAGAAAACUGCUCUUUGGAUUGAGUGGCAGGGAGGUCAUUGUUGAUGGUAGUAAGAGAUUUGUCAGUGGAGCAUGUAAGUACAUAGUACUUAAGUUCAUAAGGCAGAUUAGAGUCUGAUGAGGAGAGAAUGCGGAGUUAAAAAGAGGACAGAUGUACUUUGGAUACUCAAGAAAUUUGACUGUCACAGUCAAGAAACAGAAGAUGAUAGGGGUAAAAUUGGGUUCAAGGAAAGUUGUAUUAUUGUUUUGUUUUAAAAAUGAAACGAAGUUUUUAAAUGUUCACAGAAAGGAGCCAUUUGAAAAAGAAGGGGAUUAAUUACACAGGAGAGAAAAGGGACAAUUGACUUUGCAUGCUCCCUGGGAGGGUGGGAGGGUAUUGAAUUUAGGGCAGUUGUGAAAGGACUGAUCUUAAACAGGAGAGAGGACAAUGUUUCUCCUCUUUGAACAAGAGAAUAAUAGGAUGAGUGCAAAUGCUAUCCAAUUAAGGGAAUUAAGAGUAUAUCCAUAUGAUACCUUCUAUUUCUCUCUUUUAGAAAGUGAAUUCAUCUGGGUCUGAAAAAUGACGGGUCUGGCAUGGUGUAAAUUGAGGGUGAGAAAAAGUUGAGAAAAGUGUGAAUAAUUGAGGCUAGUGAGUGAGAAAUAUACUGGGCUAUGCAGGCACUGCUAAUGACCUAGACGAUAAUGAUAAAUUUAUAGUGUUACUUUGUCCUACUAUUACUUCCUUAAGUGUCAUUCUAAAAUACAGAAAAUUGAUUCCUUUAGGGUUUAGUUUUGCUAAAUAAAGGCAAUGAAAAGGCAGAGGAAAUUGGAGUUCAGAAGAAAGAAAAGAGUAAUUGAAAAAACAGACCAUGGAAUCCAAGCUGAAGAGGAGGGCAGUAAAGAUAAGCGUUAUGGUUAUGGUUAUGGUUAUGGUCAUGGUCAUGGUUAUGGUCAUGGUUAAGGUUAUGGUCAUGGUUAUCAUAUUGGUUAUGAUCAUGGUUAUGGUUAUGGUUAUGAUCAUGGUUAAGGUUAUGGUCAUGGUCAUGGUUAUGGUUAUGGUCAUGGUCAUGGUCAUGGUUAUGGUUAUGGUCAUGGUUAUGGUCAUGGUUAAGGUUAUGGUCAUGGUUAUCGUAUUGGUUAUGAUCAUGGUUAUGGUUAUGGUUAUGGUCAUGGUUAAGGUUAUGGUCAUGGUCAUGGUUAUGGUCAUGGUCAUGGUCAUGGUUAUGGUUAUGGUCAUGGUUAUGGUCAUGGUUAAGGUUAUGGUCAUGGUUAUCGUAUUGGUUAUGAUCAUGGUUAUGGUUAUGGUUAUGGUCAUGGUUAAGGUUAUGGUCAUGGUCAUGGUUAUGGUCAUGGUUUUGGUUAUGGUUAUGGUUAUGGUCAUGGUUAAGGUUAUGGUCAUGGUUAUCAUAUUGGUUAUGAUCAUGGUUAUGGUUAUGGUUUUGGUUAUAGUCAAUCAUGGUUAUGGUCUUGAUUAUGGUCAUGAUCAUGUAGGUUUAUUGCAGCACUAUUUACAAUAGCAAAGACUUGGAACAAAACCAAAUGCCCAUCAAUGAUAGGCUGGAUAAAGAAAAUGUGGCACAUAGAUUAUACUAAUACUGUUUUUUUAAAAAGGAGGUCACUGAGACUUUGGAUAUUGGCUGGAUUAAACAGGAAUUACAGGCCUGAGAAUUCAGGAAUUUAGUCCUACCAGUAGUCUCUUUGAAGGAGGCGGGACCGAAGGACUGGAAUGGUAGACGGCUUUUGGCUGACCCAACUUAAGAUGAUUUGAUUUAGUCACAGAAGUUGCAGAGCAGAACACAAGGCUUUGAGUAGCGUAAUGGCCCGGUCUCUGCAGGCCAGCCUGUUUAUUAUUUGUCUAAAUGUUUAUUACUUUGGCUACAGUCUGUUAUUACAUCUAUUGUUCUGUGCUAUAUUUGUGUAUUUAUAUAUCUCCCCUACUAGACUCUGGGUUCCCAAAGGCAAAGCCUGGGUAUCAUUUUUUUAACCUUGGCACUUGUUUUAGUGCUUGCCCAAUAAAUAUUUGAUCUAAUGACUUUAAACACACUAUUUCUAUUCCAUUGCACUGUCUACUAUUUAACAUAGCUUAUCAAUGCUGUGCAUUGCUUUGUUAGUUCAUGAUUUCUUCCAAAAAAUGUUAACGUCUAGAUAUAUAGAAAGGUUGGAUACAAACAGGAGGAAGAAUGUGGAAGCAUUACUUACUGUGUACGGAUCAGUGAUAAGAGAGAGAGGAAACCAAUUAGCAUUCUUUUCAUUAUCAGUUGUUUUCAAUUGUGUUAUGAUGACCUGGAUAGAAUUUCCCAUAAGAACUAAGUAGUAAAAAAACAAAUAAAUAAAAGAAGAAUAAGUUGAUUGCUUUAUUGCAUUUGAUACUUAAGUAAUCAGUCUGAAAGAAUGAUUUCAAGAAUAAACAGCUUAAUGGAUUCUGGUUGAUUGUUUACAGUUAAUGUUUUUGCAAUAAAACACCUUCUUCCCUGGUUUGCCUCAUGAGAUAAUAUAGCCAAGCUUUCAUAAAAUGAGUCUAAUUUCAUUCACUUUGUCAAAAUUGAAUCAGAGCUUCAAUUUUCGAGUGUCACUGGUUACAGUUUACAUCUUUCCUAUUGAAUGAAUUUUUUUCUCCUGUAAUUUUUUUCUUCUAUAAUUCUGAGCUUUCUUUACACUAGUUGGAUUGUGAUUCCUGACCAUGGGUUUUGUAAGGGAUGUUGUAAAUCAGUCGGUCAUGUGUGGUUUCAUCAAACACUAUCAAACAUAUCUCUUGCCAAAUUCCAGUGGUGGAAAUUUGUAAUAGUUUUAUAGGUAGAAGUGAGUAACAUUUUCACAAGAUGAAGUUCAAGCCAGUCUCUAACACAAUUAUAUACUUCUCUUUUUAACCAUAGAUUUCUCUGUUAAAGUUUAUUAAUACUAAAAUAAACUCACUAUAAUUACCACUUA
Messenger RNA from Symphalangus syndactylus (siamang), 6278 nucleotides. RefSeq lists its product as uncharacterized. The record is from RefSeq and is a predicted model, not a curated record. Lineage: Eukaryota; Metazoa; Chordata; Mammalia; Primates; Hylobatidae.